Triticum turgidum subsp. durum (durum wheat) is the source of this 975-nucleotide messenger RNA. Lineage: Eukaryota; Viridiplantae; Streptophyta; Magnoliopsida; Poales; Poaceae. The record is from the annotation of a GenBank genome assembly.
AUGGAGGGCGAGGGGAGCAGAUCGAAGACGGUGUGCGUGACCGGCGCCGGCGGCUUCGUCGGCUCGUGGCUCGUGAAGCGGCUCCUGUCCACGGGCGAGUACACGGUGCAUGGCACCGUUCGCGACCUCGGUGAUCGCAAGACCGGCCACCUGAGGGCGCUGGACGGCGCCGGGGAGCGGCUGCGGCUGUUCAAGGCCGACGUGCUGGACUACGCCAGCGUGGCGUACGCCGUGUCCGGCUGCGGCGGCGUCUUCCACGUCGCCAGCCCCGUCCCCGCCGACAAACCCCAGAACCCAGAGGUGGAGGUCCUGGCUCCGGCGGUGAGGGGCACGCAGAACGUGCUCAAGGCCUGCCACCAAGCUAAGGUCGGCCGUGUCGUGGUAGUGUCGUCGGCCGCCGCGGUGGCCAUGAACCCCAGCUUCCCCAGGGACGCCGUCCUGGACGAGGACGCGUGGUCAGACGAGGACUACUGCAGAACCACCGGGAUGUGGUACGCCCUCUCCAAGACACUGGCCGAACGCGAGGCUCUGGCUCACACGGAGCAGACCGGCCUGGACGUGGUCACCGUGUGCCCGCCCUUGGUCCUCGGCCCGCUGCUGCAGAGCGUGGCCAACACCAGCAGCUUGGUCCUCAUCAACCUGCUCAAAGGCGACCCCGACACCGUGGAGGACAAGGCGAGGAACGCGGUGGACGUCCGGGACCUCGCCGACGCGCUCGUGCUGGCGUACGAGAGCCCGGAGGCGUCUGGGCGGUACAUCUGCGGCGCAUAUCGAAAGAAGCUCUCUGAAAUGGCCGGCAUCGUCAAGAGCUUCUAUCCAGAUCUUAACCAGCCAAAGAUAUUCGUUGAAGCAGAAGACGAGGACAAGAUGGUGAGCUCCAGGAAGCUGCAGGCGCUGGGGUGGAAGUUCAGGGCGGUGGAGGAGUGCCUCAGGGACAGCGUGGAGUCCUACAGGGCCGCUGGGCUGCUGGAGUGA